AAGAUAUGUAUUGUCUUAGAUCAACUCUGCCCAAGUGUGAGUCUUUCUUAAAUUUCAUUACCAAAACCAUUAGUGUAAUAGCCUCGCCGAGAAUAAGUUGUUUUACAUUAGUUUUCCUAGUCCAAUGACAGAAAGCUCAAAUGGGGUGGUCAUUCUGAUCACUCUGUUGAAUAUCUUGGUUUAUAAGCUACAGAAACUCAAAGAAGCACAGCGAGGCAAUGGCCUACAACUGUCAGCACGACAAUCAUGUCGUCGUUUCUCACUUAGAGACAUUCAGUGGGCAACAAACAACUUCCAUGAGGAACUGGUGAUCGGAAAAGGUGGAUUUGGGAAUGUUUACAAAGGGAUCAUAGACUUUGGAGAGAGCCAAGUUGCUAUAAAGCGCUUGGGGACCAGGUCCAGGCAAGGAAUCAAGGAAUUUCACACAGAGAUUGAGAUGCUGUCCAAGUUUCGACACGGCCACUUGGUCUCUCUCAUUGGUUAUUGUGAUGAUUGUGAGGAGAUGAUCCUAGUGUAUGAUUAUAUGCCCCGUGGAACCCUGGCUGAUCAUCUGCAUAAAAGGGUCAAACAUGGUGAUCUUUCUUUGCCUUGUUUGUCGUGGGUGCAGCGCCUCAAGAUUUGCAUUGGGGCGGCUCAUGGAUUAGACUAUCUUCACACUGGUACAAGUACUGAGAGUAGAGUUAUACACAGAGAUGUCAAGACGACAAACAUUCUGCUUGAUGACAAUUUUGCAGCUAAAAUUUCGGACUUUGGAUUGUCCAAAACAGGCCCAACAAAUCAAACACACACUUAUGUAAGCACCCGUGUUAAAGGCACAUUUGGUUAUCUAGAUCCCUUCUAUGUCUCGACACACAGAUUGACCAGGAAAUCUGACGUCUAUUCAUUUGGUGUGGUGUUGUUUGAGGUCUUGUGCGGAAGACCAGCUGUUGAUAAGAGUCUGGAUGAAGAGCAAAUCAAUUUAGCUGGAUGGGCACAACACUGCUUCAAAGAGAGACUCUUGGACCAGAUAACUGAUCCUAAAAUCAGGCAGGACAUUUCCUCUGAUUCAUUAAAUGCCUACGUUGAUGUUGCGAUCAGGUGUUUAUGCAAUCAACCUAAGCUCCGUCCUAGUAUGGCUGAGGUUGUGGUUGGGCUUGAAACUGCACUGACAUUGCAGGAAAAGAGUGAUCACUAUACUUUAGUUGAGAUAUCGCCUACUGAUUUUAGCCAACAAUAUGAAGAUGGUUCAACCUUUAAGGUGAAAAAUACUAAUCACAAUCGCCAAUAUGAAAAUACAGGAGACGGUAGUGUCAAACCUAUUAAUGGUUGGAGAGGCAGGAACCAGUUAUAUGCUAGAAUGAAUUUCACAAAACGGGCAAGUGGUCUACUCUCAAUUACAGCUCGGGCAUUCUCAGUAAAUAAAGAUGCAAAGACAUCGAAAUACUAUAAUGGUGCACAGGAAGUUACUAGCAAUAAGUCGCAGGCCGCUGAUCCUCCGAACUUCUUACCACUAGAUCCAUCAGUGAAUCCAACACCUCCGAGCCAUGAAGUUCUGCAGCCAUCAAGUUUGAAGAUUUUUACAUUCAAUGAUCUUAGUGUAGCUACCAGGAAGUUCCAUCGUGACAAUAUAUUAGGGGAAGGUGGUUUUGGUUGUGUUUAUAAGGGUUGGGUUGAUAAGAACACAUUUGGUGCUGCUGAAUGGGGCACUGGCCUAGCUAUUGCAGUAAAGAAGUUAGGUCGAAAGGCGAUUCAAGGCCACCAGGAGUGGUCUGCAGAAGUCAAAUAUCUGGGGAGACUUUCUCAUCCUAAUCUUGUGAAAUUGAUCGGGUACUGCUCAGAAGAGGAGCAUCGGCUUAUAGUAUAUGAGUUCAUGCCACAUGGCAGCUUGGAUAAGCAUAUAUACAGGGGAGAUCCUUCAUGUCAACCGCUGUCUUGGAAUCUUCGUAUAAGUGCUGCUCUUGAUGUAGCAAAGGCUCUUGCUUAUCUUCAUAGUCCAGAAGCAAAUGUGAUUUUUCGUGAUCCCAAAACAUCUAAUAUAGUGAUGGAUUAUAAUUACAAGGCGAAGCUCACUGAUUUCGGGUCGGCAAGAGAUGGACCAGAAAAUGAAAGUACCCAUGUGAGCACGAGAGUUAUGGGAACAUAUGGUUAUGCAGCCCCGGAAUAUAUGGCUACAGGUCUGCUAACAAAGAAAAGUGAUGUCUAUACCUUUGGAGUUGUUCUCCUAGAAAUUUUGACAGGACGAAGAGCACAUGACACUACACUUCCAACAAAGGAACAAAACCUUGUUCAUUGGGCUUCACCUUACCUUACCAGCAAGCAUAAGAUUUUACGUGUCAUGGACGCAGACAUGAAAGGCCAAUGUACAACCGGAGCAGCUCUCAAGCUUUCUUCCCUGGCGCUUAAAUGCCUCUCUCAAGAUCCUAAAUUAAGACCUGACACAAAUGAGGUGGUAAUAGCAUUAGAGAAGCUUCAAUGAUAUCAAAAAUUUAGAAAAAAUCAGCAGUCAAGCCCCCCAGAAGGCCUGUGAAUAAGAGGGAAUUUUCUAAGUACUCUGGUAGUAACAUAACUACGUAGCUGGAGGAUUGUCCGAAUCUUUUUGCAAAUUUGAAAAAUCAAAAUAUUUUGUUUAAAUUUAUUUAACAAUUCGUCAAUAACAUAGAUUAUAGAUGGCAUGCAGGAGAUGUCCAACAUGUACUUCAAUAGGUAUUAUUGUGUGAAUUGAAUUAAUAAAAUUUCUCUUUUUGUGAUAAAAA
Daucus carota subsp. sativus is the source of this 2732-nucleotide messenger RNA. Its product is annotated as G-type lectin S-receptor-like serine/threonine-protein kinase At5g24080. Gene Ontology annotation, molecular function: protein kinase activity; ATP binding. The transcript has 6 exons. The coding region runs from base 125 to 2455 and encodes 776 amino acids. NCBI's taxonomy places the organism in Eukaryota, Viridiplantae, Streptophyta, Magnoliopsida, Apiales, Apiaceae. Gene Ontology annotation, biological process: protein phosphorylation. The record is from RefSeq and is a predicted model, not a curated record.